This is a messenger RNA of Phaethon lepturus (White-tailed tropicbird), 418 nucleotides long. Its product is annotated as lipocalin-like. Gene Ontology annotation, molecular function: small molecule binding. The transcript has 4 exons. NCBI's taxonomy places the organism in Eukaryota, Metazoa, Chordata, Aves, Phaethontiformes, Phaethontidae. The record is from RefSeq and is a predicted model, not a curated record. The annotation marks the transcript as partial.
CUGGCGACUGAGCAGAGGUUGUGUGCAGCUCACGGGGAGAUGGUACAGCAUCGGCCUGGCCUCCAACUCCAACUGGUUCAAGGAGAAGAAGCACCUGAUGAAGAUGUGCACCACGGUCAUCUCCACCACUGCAGAUGGGAACCUGGAGGUCACCUCCACCUACCCCAAGGGUGAGCAUUGCGAGAAGAGGAACAGCCUUUACACCAAGACAGAGCAGCCGGGCUGAGCCGUGUCAUCCCCAUCCCCUGCAGGCUGGGGCAGCAAGCAUGACAUCCGCGUGGUGGAGACCAACUACGAAGAGUACGCCUUGGUGGCCACCCAGAUCUCCAAAAGCACCGGCUCCUCCACCAUGGUGCUGCUCUCAAGUCGGACAAAGGAGCUCAGUCCCGAGCGGCUGGAGAGGUUCACCCAGUUCUCC